Messenger RNA from Lagopus leucura (white-tailed ptarmigan), 1157 nucleotides. Its product is annotated as POU domain, class 5, transcription factor 3. Gene Ontology annotation, molecular function: DNA-binding transcription factor activity, RNA polymerase II-specific; RNA polymerase II cis-regulatory region sequence-specific DNA binding. The annotation marks the transcript as partial. Lineage: Eukaryota; Metazoa; Chordata; Aves; Galliformes; Phasianidae. The record is from RefSeq and is a predicted model, not a curated record. Gene Ontology annotation, biological process: regulation of transcription by RNA polymerase II. The transcript is spliced from 5 exons.
CCGCCCUUUCCCGGCCCCGCGGCCGCCGCUUUCCCCCCCGCGCCCGGCCACGCGCUGUGCCCAGCCGCCCUGCAGCCGGGCUCUGGCGGCCUCGCCAACCUGGGCAGCAGCGGCAGCUCCAGCGGAGCCGCCAGUGAGGGCGGCCACUCCAGCGACAGCGGAGACGAGGAUGCGCCGACCUCAGAGGAACUGGAACAGUUUGCCAAGGACCUCAAGCACAAGCGCAUCAUGCUGGGCUUCACACAGGCUGACGUGGGGCUGGCUCUGGGCACGCUCUAUGGGAAGAUGUUCAGCCAAACCACCAUCUGCCGCUUCGAAGCUCUCCAGCUCAGCUUUAAGAACAUGUGCAAGCUGAAGCCGCUGCUGCAGCGUUGGCUCAACGAGGCAGAGAACACGGACAACAUGCAGGAGAUGUGCAAUGCAGAGCAAGUGCUGGCCCAAGCCCGGAAGAGAAAACGUAGGACCAGCAUUGAGACCAACGUGAAGGGAACACUGGAGAGCUUCUUCCGCAAAUGCGUGAAGCCCAGUCCUCAGGAGAUCUCCCAGAUUGCCGAGGACCUCAACCUGGACAAAGACGUUGUCCGGGUCUGGUUCUGCAACCGGCGUCAGAAAGGCAAGCGGCUGCUGCUGCCCUUUGGCAACGAGUCAGAGGGCGUGAUGUACGACAUGAACCAGUCCCUGGUGCCGCCUGGUCUGCCCAUCCCAGUGACAUCCCAGGGCUACAGCCUGGCACCGUCCCCCCCCGUCUACAUGCCACCUUUCCACAAGGCUGAGAUGUUCCCCCCGCCUCUGCAGCCCGGGAUCUCCAUGAACAACAGCAGCCACUGAACAGCAGCGGGGGGCAGGCAGCAGUGCACGCAUCCAGAGGCAGCGUCCCCCCCCCAGCCCUUCCCCGCCAUGUGAGCGCUGUCCCAGCAGCGGCCCUGUGUGGGGUCAGCCCCUCCUGGCUCCCCCCUCCCUGUUACCUGCCUGGGGCCAGGGGGAGCCGCCUGUGCCAGGCCCCAGCCGAGCUCCUCUCCUGCGAGAACCAGAAAAAAGCAUUUCUUAAAUUGUUUUGGGGGUUGGGGGAGGGGGAUUUGUUGUUUCUGGUUUUGGUAUUUUUUUUAAUGGUUUUGAUUGUAUUUCUAGUUUUUGAAAGGUGAAAAUAUCUUUGUAGU